Lineus longissimus is the source of this 3878-nucleotide messenger RNA. Its product is annotated as glycine receptor subunit alpha-2-like. Gene Ontology annotation, cellular component: neuron projection; plasma membrane; synapse. Gene Ontology annotation, molecular function: transmembrane signaling receptor activity; chloride channel activity; transmitter-gated monoatomic ion channel activity involved in regulation of postsynaptic membrane potential. Gene Ontology annotation, biological process: signal transduction; nervous system process; regulation of membrane potential. The record is from RefSeq and is a predicted model, not a curated record. The transcript is spliced from 8 exons. The coding region runs from base 2069 to 3772 and encodes 567 amino acids. Lineage: Eukaryota; Metazoa; Nemertea; Pilidiophora; Heteronemertea; Lineidae.
GUCUGUUCGGAGUUGGCCAUCUCUGAAAGAGAGUACCAGGCGGCGACGCAACAGCGAUUCUCUCGUGACCUCUGCAAGUAACAUUGGAGGCCUGAACAGUAGUCCAAGCGUUUCUAAACGAUUAAACCAUAGGUUGCGUUCCUUUAUUCCAUCUGGGUCUCCUUGGCCGAAGAAGCGGUGUUACAAUCCAUCACUUAUGGCACCAACGAAACAUUUGAAGAGGGAUGGGAGUGGUCGCCCAUUGGGUCAGAUCAGUGACUACAACAACAAGGACAGAUUGUUUGGGAAAGUGGAAAAAAGGGAACGGAUAUUCAAGCAGAUGUAUCUUCCACCCGACACGAGACCUUCUUUAGAGAGGCAGAAGGUUGUCAAAUUUCAACUCGGGACGAUAUGAUUUACUGCAAGUAAUGAUCAUACCUGCGCCAUCACCUCAAGACAGUCUCAUCAAAAUAGGCGCAAGAUGGUUGAGGCCAAUUCGAAAAUGCGAUUGGUGAUCUCUCACAAACGACUGUUUGUGAUUAGUAUAACCGAUUUGUAGCAGAAUUCGCAUGCGUUGACUCUUCUUCUCCUGUUUUAUGCCUUCCUACGUUUAUGGUCUAUCAUGUACAGAUACAGUUCAUCGGUGACAACCAUUAAAACUAUUGUACCAUAAAACUUUUGUCAGUACUUACUCAUUAUCAGCGACACAACACGAGAGAUGGCAGCUUGAUUUGCAUUGUCCAUGGCGACCAACUGUAAUCACGACGAAACUCCCCUACUCGGAGGUACACUGAUGACCAACACGUAACUGAAUUAUCUCAAUCGUUUCAAAAUCUCAUACGGUUUACACUCAGGUCGUGGUGCGGAAGCUGCCCAGUUCAUACUGGCGAAAUGCAACAAAUGUCCCAAUAUGAAAACUGUUAAGUAUUCCAAUGUCGGCAAUAACUUUUCUUAUCCUGUAAUCCUCUAAUUCCUAUGGCAAUCCCUGGAUAACCGAAGGUGCCAACAUCUUUUACUAUGAAUUGACAUCGACUAGUUCUUGAUGUUAACGUUGGUCAUGUUGGCGAUAUGUCAAAAGCUAAUUUUGAGGGGUUUUUCUCUAACGUUAAUUGCCAUUCCACCGGCUCGGUAGCAUCAUUCUAAUGAGAAUGGCAAAUUGUUUUCGGCGAAUGUCAUCAUGAGUGAAGCAUCAAUGCUAGGACAUCAAGGUUCAUAGUAUACUUGCGCCUGGUACUAAUGAGUAGCACUGAACGUUAGACGUCAAAUGCAAAGCAUUUUCAUUAAAAAGAACCAUGCGAAAGGAUGCCUUUUGACGAGAACUGCUGUCACAGAUGGCGAUGAAGAACCGCUUGGCCAAUGUUUCGAUGGUAGCCACUGUAAGGCUACGUGGAGGAGCCAGUUGGCACUGCUGGCUCUAGGAGGACGGAUCACAGGGAUCACCACAAUUGCUUCGGUGAUCAUAAGGUUCGUCGCUAGCGGGAUUCGUAUAGAAUUUCUGGCUUCAUAUAACGAAACCAUUCUUUAUACAGGCGGAGCGGAUUUACUCAUCAAGGCUUCUUUAAUCGGAUCAGAUAUCUAUUUUUUCUGGCGGAAUUUAAAGGAGGAUUGACUGAUAAAGCGGUGGCAUUGUCGAAGUGUUUUCCCAAACUCCUGAAGUUAGAACUCUACGACCGCAGUGAGGGCGAUAUUCCUGCUGGUAUGAGCGAAUAAGUCAUUGAACAGGCAAGUACUACUUUUAUUUGUUAGAUCUAUUAGAUCUUGUAUGUAGUGAGAUGGAUUACAGGGAGUCAAAUUGAUAUCACAUUAAAACCAUUGGAAGGAUCGUCUUACCAAGGGGGAAACUGCAAAUGCAAGCUCAUUUUUAUAUCAGCCUCAACGACGACGUCAACAGGUGGGUUUUGUUCACUGCUGACCGUAGUUUUUUCCCACAGAUUGCAUCCUGAAAUACCAGAUGACGUAUAGCGCUAAGUCGUUUGUAGCCCAUUCCUAUUAUCAAACCAUCAUUACCCGGGAUGGUGACGGGAAAUUAUACCAUUAGAACGGCUUCGUUGUAAUUACACACUCUGUAACACGGAGGCAUCAUGUCUAUAUGAAAUUGUAUUUCUGCUGUACACACCAUGUUUCAAGUGAAAUCAUGCCAGUUCUACCCCAGCUUAGAAUGAACAAUAUGUACGAUACACAAUCAAUUCACAUCGAUACCUCGGUCAACCAACAAAUGUUGAAUCACUUGAAUGAACUGGCUAUACGCUUGAUGGGUCAAGAUGACGGCUCAUCUACCGGGUACAUAUCAGAACUUCAUUUCUCUUCAGCUCAAUACCUCCCCAAAAUGUCUGCAUAUUGGAAUCCAGUCACCAUGAUUUCCCGACUGCUGCUGUUACUUUCAAUGGUCGUCGAGGUGUACCUCAACAGUACCGAAGCGACCGUCAUCAGUACAGAGACGAAAGAUACAUUGUCCAUUUAUUCACAACCACAGUCAACCUCGCCUAUGAGGAGUUCCUUCGAGUUGGACGCCUUCAUCAAGCGGCAGCUCACUGGUUAUGAGAAGAAGGUCCGGCCAGGAGCCAAGACACCAGACAUUCCAGUGUUGGUCACCUGUGACCUAUUCAUCAAUGACUUCAGCUCAGUGAGCGAGAUUAACAUGGAGUACACCAUGGAUGUGUUCUUCCGACAAAUGUGGAAGGAUGAACGUCUCAAGUUCCGCAACGUGAACUAUAAGAAGCCUAUAGUCCUGGGUCACUCGCACUACAGCGAGCUCUGGGUUCCAGAUACCUUCUUCGUGAACGAGAAAGUGGCUGCUAUCCAUCACGUAACCACGCCGAAUAAGCUCCUCUGGAUUGAGCCUGAUGGGACCAUCUUGUACAGUCAGAGAGUGUCUUUGACCCUUUCCUGUCCAUUCUACCUGGCCAAGUACCCGAUGGAUAACCAGACCUGCCAACUCUUCAUUGAAAGUUUUGGCUACACAAGUACGGACUUGUCCCUAACCUGGAGGAAGGAGAACCCAAUACAGAAGAGGAAAGGACUAGAACUGCCCGAAUUCGACUUCGGCAAGGAGCUUUUUCAUACAUGCACCCACACUUAUAACACAGGAGACUACGACUGCAUCGCAGUGAUGUUCACCCUCUAUCGGAGGAUGGGGUACUACAUGAUCCAGACCUACAUUCCCACCAUGCUCAUCGUCAUCCUCUCGUGGAUAUCGUUCUGGUUGGACGUCAACGCCACGCCGGCCCGGAUCUCCGUCGGCCUACUCACUGUCCUCACCAUAACCACCCAGAGCUCCGGCCUCCGCGGACAACUGCCAAAAGUCAGCUAUAUCAAAGCUAUAGACGUUUGGCAGGCUGGGUGUUUGAUCUUUGUAUUCGGUGCUAUGAUCGAGUUUGCUGUAGCGAAUGUUCUAGCUCGGAGGGAGGAUUAUGCUGAGGAGAAGCGGCUGAGAGCGCUCAGAGAGAGAGAGAACGAGGAGAGGUAUAAAGCCAAAAAGCUCAUCAAAACGGACUACGGAGACCUUACCGACCGAAGUCUCAGCUCCCCAUACCGCAAGGUCAACCAGUUCAUGUCCGAGGACACGAUACAAACAAAGGUGUCGAAUUGCGCGAGGUUGGUCGCCAUCUUUAAACCCAAGCACUACUGUGCAAAGCUCCACACGGUGAAAAGUUCCGUGUGUUUGGAGAACAUGGCCAAAGUUGUGUUUCCGCUUAGUUUUGCUCUUUUUAACGUGGUGUAUUGGCUUUAUUAUAUAAAUAUGAAUAACGACAACAUGUCUCCGCUGUACGAUAUUCAUCUGAAGGAUGAAUGAGCGUGUGCGUGCGUGUGUGUGGGGAUGAGCGGAAGAUCAUUCAAAGGAUUCUGUGGGAUUACUCUACUGGUGGUGUAACAAGCUAGACGUUGGGUCAAUUGCCUGC